Messenger RNA from Sinocyclocheilus anshuiensis, 2721 nucleotides. RefSeq names its product leucine-rich repeat and immunoglobulin-like domain-containing nogo receptor-interacting protein 1. Bases 517 to 2331 code for a protein of 604 amino acids. Lineage: Eukaryota; Metazoa; Chordata; Actinopteri; Cypriniformes; Cyprinidae. Gene Ontology annotation, molecular function: protein binding. The transcript is spliced from 3 exons. The record is from RefSeq and is a predicted model, not a curated record.
CAUCAGCUCUGCUGAAUAGACUAGUAAACACCGAUCUGCUCUCUAAAACCGCUGGGGUUGGGAUGUUCACUCGUACAGAAACGGGCCGGUGGGAGCUGGAAGUUAGAGGAGCGAGUGCAGAGGAGCGUCAGUGCGGAGAACAGCCAACCUAAAUUAAGGUUACAAUUAUCCUACUAGACCCUGGAGGGAUGUGUCGUAGACAGAAGGAAUUAAUGAAGGAGCAAAGCGAUUAAAAACAUUCGGGUCUUGUCUCAAGACAUGCUCGUCGUCUUUCUGAGCACGAUGUUAGAGGACAUUGUGCAGAAGUGAGGAACUGCAAACCGAGAUGGACAGAGACUUGGAGAGCUAUGAUAUCGCUGCCAUGCAGAUAUCGUGAGGGAAGCGGGUUUUUGGAAGUGUGACGUCUAAAUGUGACUAAAUGCAUCUUCAACAACCACUGAGCCCAACAUAGAUACCAACCUGAAAACAUCUGGUUAUGAGAACUGGCACCACAAAAGUCCCUUGGAAGGAGGUAAGAUGUUCAUGGAUCUGUGUGGCCGGCGGGGCGCAUGGACAGUCCUGCUGUUGUGGUGCAUAAACCUAUCGGCUGCAGACCUCACCUGCCCGCAAAAAUGCACUUGUUACCUUGACACUUUGGAGGUCAACUGCUCCUCAAGACACCUGACAGGUGUGCCUGAGGGGUUACCAAACAAUGCCAAAUGCUUAGAUCUUUCAAGAAACCAGCUGAAAACGCUGGCCAGGCGUCAGUUCUCCAGCCUGUCAAAGCUAGAGGACCUGGACCUAAGUGAGAAUAUAAUCUCUAUGAUUGAGGUGGAAACAUUUCAGGGGCUAAAGAACCUGCGAUACUUGAGGAUUAAGAACAACCGUCUUAAGAUCCUCCCGGUUGGUGUCUUCUCUGGUCUCUCCAACCUUCGACGUCUGGAUAUCAGCGAGAAUGAGAUCCUGGUUUUUCUGGAUUACACAUUUCGGGACAUGAUUAAUCUACAGCAGCUUGAUGCAGGAGAAAAUGACCUGGUGUUUAUCUCGCAACGGGCAUUUGUUGGGCUUCAGACGCUGAAGGAGUUGAAUGUGGACCGCAGUAAUUUGACCUCCAUCCCCACAGAGGCUCUGUCGCAACUUCAGAGCUUGACUAAGCUGCGUCUGCGCAAGCUGACCAUAAGCGUCCUGCCCAACAAUGCCUUUCGCCGACUGCACCAGCUGCGCACCUUGCAGAUCCUCCACUGGCCUUCUCUCGAGAUGCUAAAUAGCAACAGCUUGGUAGGCCUGAACCUUACCACCUUAAUUUUAAGCAACUGCAACCUCAGCGCCGUACCUUAUGCUGCGCUGCGUCCUCUCACCUACCUGCAGUACCUUGACUUGUCCUACAACCCCAUCACCUCCAUACAGGCCAACCUUCUUGGGGAGCUUCUGCGGCUCCAAGAGUUGCACCUGGUAGGUGGGAACCUGCUACGUAUUGAGCCGGGUGCCUUCAGGGGUCUGGUCCACUUUCGUCUGCUCAAUGUGUCCUCGAAUCGCCUGUUCACAUUGGAAGAAAGCGUCUUCCACUCCGUAGGGAACUUGCAGACACUGAGGCUGGACAGAAACCCAUUGGCUUGCGACUGCAGGUUACUCUGGGUCAUGCGACGACGGCGGCGGCUGGAUUUCGAUGGCCGCCAACCCACCUGUUCGCCUCUAAAUCAGCACAAGAAGGCUUUUCGUGACUUUUCAGAAGCUGAUCUCCCGGUUAUAUUUACUUGCAGACAAGCGCAGAUUCUGAACCGCCAGCAGCAGGAUUUGAGUGUUGUGGAGGGCAUGAGCGUAUGGUUUGACUGCAAAGCAGACGGCUAUCCGUCGCCUUCUAUUACUUGGCUGUCAGCCCAGCAGACUGCACUUAGCUCUGUCGGGAGAGUACGAGUGCUUGCUAAUGGGAGCUUGGAGGUGCGUUACACCCAAGUACAGGACAGUGGAACGUAUCUAUGUACUGCAUCUAAUGCAGCAGGCAACGACAGCAUCUCUGUGAGUCUGCAAGUGGAGGGGCUUCCACAAAACCGCACAGCGUCAUAUUUCUCAGACGAGGGAUGGAUGGAAACUUCAUUACCUCCUUCUACCAACUCCUCCGCACGGGUGUCAAGUCCUUACCCGUUUGAUGCGAAAACCCUCAUCAUUGCUACCACCAUGGGAUUUCUCUCUUUCCUCAGCUCUGUGGCGAUCUGCUUUGUGUUUAUGUUCUUCUGGAGUCAGAGCAAAGGUCAGAUAAAACACACUGCCACUAUAGACUUUGUGCCACGAUCAUCCAUGGGUGGAGGUGGAGAUGGUGGGGACACUGGGAGAUUCACAAUGAAGCUUAUUUGAGCUGAAAUAGAGAAGUCAUGGUCAUGGUUACAAUUAGUUGAGCCUUUAAAACUGUAGUAACUCUUAUAGUGGAGCAACUGCUCAUUCAUAAUGCAGCUUGCCAACACAACUAGGUACGAAGCCUUAUUAUAACAUAACAAGUCUGACUGACAACAAUGUAAAUAGGUAUAGUAACUCAACUUUAAAAAAUAAUAAUAAUCUCAUUCAUAUUUUGCCGGCCUGAUUGACAUUAAUGUACUGUAAGUAGGUAUAGUAACUUAACAUUUUAUUAUUAUAACACUUUAGUGGCGAAGUAAGGUAGCCAAUAUAUCAAACCGGUGAUAAAUUCUGUAAUAUUGCUAAGCAAUGCCAAAGUCUGAAGAUGAACAAAAAUAGAAUAAUAAUAAACAC